CCAGAGGAGCAUGGCAGAGAAUGUAGGGCUGGGCUUUGGGGAAGCAGCCAGCGUGGAAAUGCUGCCUGCGGACGGCAGCUACAGGCCCAGGGCCAGUGUUGGGCCAGCAGCCAGGAGCAGCAGCAGCGUGUGCUGCGCUUUCACCUGCUGCCUGCUCUUACUCCCCAUCCUGGCAGGAUUCACCACCUAUCUACUUGUUGGACAGCUCUGGGCCCAAGGAGAGGCCUGUGUGACCCAGAUUCCAAGAGGACAGAAGUUGGGACCUUCACCACAGCGAGGCUAUGAAUCUCUUCCAAUACGCAGAGAAAAGCCAAGGGCACACCUGACAGUUGUGAAACAAACUCCCACCCAGUCCAUGAAAGAUCAGUUUCCAGCUCUUCAUUGGGAACAUGAACUUGGCUUGGCUUUCACCAAGAACAAUAUGAGCUACACCAAUAGAUUCCUGGUGAUCCCAGAGCCGGGAGACUACUUUGUUUACUCACAGGUCACAUUCCGAGGAACCACAACUGAGUGUGGUAAAAGCCAAAUGAAUCAACCACAACUGAACAGGCCAGAUGCCAUCAUUGUCGUCAUCACCAAGGUAACAGACAGCUACCCAGAGCCCACCCAGCUUCUAAUGGGGACCAAGUCAAUGUGUGAAAGAGGCAGCACCUGGUUCCAACCCAUCUACCUAGGGGCCAUGUUUUCCUUGCAAGAAGGGGACAAGCUGAUAGUGAAUGUCAGUGACAUCUCUCUGGUGGAUUACACAAAAGAAGAUAAAACCUUCUUUGGAGCCUUCUUGAUAUAGGGGCAAAAGAUG
Talpa occidentalis (Iberian mole) is the source of this 799-nucleotide messenger RNA. RefSeq names its product TNF superfamily member 15 (gene TNFSF15). Gene Ontology annotation, biological process: immune response. Lineage: Eukaryota; Metazoa; Chordata; Mammalia; Eulipotyphla; Talpidae. The transcript is spliced from 4 exons. Gene Ontology annotation, molecular function: tumor necrosis factor receptor binding. The record is from RefSeq and is a predicted model, not a curated record. Bases 11 to 787 code for a protein of 258 amino acids. Gene Ontology annotation, cellular component: membrane.